This is a messenger RNA of Anguilla rostrata (American eel), 3642 nucleotides long. RefSeq names its product growth factor receptor-bound protein 2. Gene Ontology annotation, biological process: signal transduction; regulation of MAPK cascade. The record is from RefSeq and is a predicted model, not a curated record. Gene Ontology annotation, cellular component: COP9 signalosome; cytoplasm; nucleoplasm. The transcript has 6 exons. NCBI's taxonomy places the organism in Eukaryota, Metazoa, Chordata, Actinopteri, Anguilliformes, Anguillidae. The coding region runs from base 441 to 1094 and encodes 217 amino acids. Gene Ontology annotation, molecular function: phosphotyrosine residue binding; epidermal growth factor receptor binding.
GAGAUUUAGUCCGACCAGCGGACGAUAGGAGCAGCUGUGGGUGCAGCUAGCAGGCUGCAUCUGGAAGGAAGCGGAAAUAAAAUAUAGAAUUUUAAAAGAAAGGGAUAGAUAAUAGCCAUAGAGGCUCAUAUACACACGCUAAAAGCAAGAUAUAAGGUUUAGGUGCAGCAAACCCGAGAGUCUAACCUGAACUAUUCCUACUAAGCAAAAGGGUACGUGAUUGUAACCGUUAUAUGAGGAUCUAGCCGCCGAGGAACGGCUUGCCGACGGGAGGAAGGACUCUGAGAAAACGACCGUGGGAUUCUGGAUUUGUUGUUGCUACUUUUUAUAGUUUAAAGCGUCUUCGUCUCCGCUCACCAAGGAAUAAACCGCUGCACAGCACUGCACGCAUUCCCAGUACCUGUUCCACAGAGGCGCGCAGGUGUUCAAAAUCCCACACUAUGGAGGCCAUUGCCAAAUACGAUUUUAAAGCAACUGCAGACGACGAGCUAAGUUUCAAACGUGGAGAAGUCCUAAAGGUUUUAAAUGAAGAAUGUGACCAGAACUGGUACAAGGCUGAGCUCAACGGGAAAGACGGAUUCAUCCCCAAAAACUACAUAGAGAUGAAAGCUCAUCCGUGGUUUUUCGGGAAGAUCCCGCGGGCCAAGGCGGAGGAGAUGCUGAACAAACAGAGGCACGACGGGGCCUUCCUGAUCAGGGAGAGCGAGAGCGCGCCGGGAGACUUCUCCCUGUCCGUCAAGUUCGGUAACGACGUGCAGCACUUCAAAGUCCUCCGCGACGGGGCGGGGAAGUACUUCCUGUGGGUGGUGAAGUUCAACUCGCUGAACGAGCUGGUGGACUACCACCGCUCCACCUCCGUGUCCCGAAACCAGCAGAUCUUCCUGCGGGACAUCGAGCAGGUGCCCCAGCACCCCGCGUACGUCCAGGCGCUGUUCGAUUUCGACCCCCAGGAGGACGGGGAGCUGGGCUUCAGGCGCGGCGACUUCAUCCAGGUCCUGGACAACUCCGACCCCAACUGGUGGAAAGGGGCGUGCCACGGGCAGACGGGCAUGUUCCCCCGCAACUACGUCACGCCCGUCAACAGGAACAUGUGAACCGAACCCUAAACAAAACGCCCUGCCCCGCCCCACCCCGCCCCGCCCUCGCAGAUCUGCUGCAGCACGGAAGAACGGAGGGGGCGGGGCUUCCGACGGAAGACCACCCGUGACCCGAAUACUGAGAACGUUCGCUCCCAUGGUGAACGCCGCCGGCACCCCCGGACUGGCCGACAAGACAAAAAGAAGAAAGAGAAAAAAACAGAAAAUGAAACAUAGUGCACCGGAAUCCUGCUUUUAAAAGAGAGAAAUGAUUUUACCUGUUAAUUCCCUCACCUGCUUCCACUUCUCCUCCGUUUUAUCCUCCUGUGUUUCUUUCCGCAUGUUUUACACACAGAUGAUUCCUAAUGCUGUUUAAAACAAAUUGCAAUUAAAAGAAAAAAAGAACAGAAAAUUAUAACUACUAAAAAAAAUAUAUAUAACAUAAAUUGUAAAAACUUGAUGCUCAACUGCAGCAAGCCUCCCAAGACGGAGACCAACAGCCCACAAGCAUUUAACAUCAGACAUGGGCUCUCAACAAAUCACAUACAGAAAUUCCAAUUUUUUAAAGAAUAUUUUUGUGUAUGUGUGUAUGUAUGUUUACACACAUGCAGUGUGUGCUUGUGUAUGUGGUAUGUAUGUUUACACACAUGCAGUAUGUGUGCUUGUGUGUGUGUGUAUGUAUGUUUACACACAUGCAUUAUGAGUGCGUGUGUGUGUUUGUUUCAGCUCUCCUCUCAGUGUGUUAUGCUUUUUGUUUUGUUUUGCGAUUAUGUAAAUUGUGUAAUGCUUCCUGCUAGUCUGGGUAGGACCUGGGCUGCUCUGGGAUCUGCUGAAAUGCCUGUGCAGUUGUCCUCAAUUAUCUGAAUCCGCUCAGAUAAAACAGAAAAAAAAUAUUUAAGGCAUAGAAACUCGGCUUUCAGCGGUUUCUUCUCGGCCAGCGAAAAGAAAAUGAAAGGAGCACGUUCAGGCUGUCGUCCUGCAGGAGCUGGAAUGAGUGAAAUCAUGUGUUAAAGUGACCGCCUUUCCACCGUGUAUUUAUUGCAGGUGUUUCGCUGUAGGAUCCUGAAUGUAGCGGUCGCAAGUCAACAAGACAUCGACACCAGGGAAGUGCAGUCUGAACUGAACACAACUGCAAGUGACUGCAGAAACAAGCCAGAUUUCACUAGCUAUAUGUAUAUAUAUAUGUGUGUUUGUGUGUGUGUGUGCAUGUGUGUGUGUAUAUACACACACACCAUACACAUAAAUUAAUAUACACACGUACACUGUAUUAAAGUACAUGACAAGGUGUAUUUGGAUAAUCAAAUAAUUUCCAGUAAGUCUCUGGCCUGGAAACAGUGUGCAUUGAGUCUGUCUGUGAUGGUGUUUGUUCGGUCUCGUAUGUUGAAUGGUUGAGCACUUCUAUGUUGGUGUUUUUGUCCUAUGGAUAGUGCCUUUCCUAUCACCGCGGUCUCAGUUUCUUAGGCCUGCUGGGAAAUGCGGUCCAGCCAGCCCUGCAGUGACAGGAAGUGUAAAUAGCCAUUCUGUCCCAGGAAAAAAAAUUAUCCCGCCUUUUCUUUGCCAAUGUUCUCAUGGAAGACCCUUCUUAUUUAAAUGUUUUUUUUUUUUUUGUUCGUUUGUUUUUUGUUUUGUUUUUGCCUUCUCCUACCUAAUAAUACUCAAUGUUUUUGCUUUUUUUAUUUUGUGUUCUGUUGGUUCUGUUUUCAAAUUAAUAAAAAUGAAAUGAGUAAAAAAAAAACAACUGAAAUAAGUGUUAUAUUGUAAAGGGACAUGGCUGUGUUUCAGGGUGGGGGUGGGGAGGGGGGCAUUAUUGUCAUUUUCUGAGGCCAAUUUCAGUGUUUUAAUUAACAGUAUGUAAUGUUGAAAAGAAUAUUCUUGUUUAAUGAUCUUGAAUGUAUCAAGAGGGCUCUAGUCAUUGUAUGCCAUAGCCAAUAAUGUAACUGAAUGGAGUUAAUACUGCUUGUUCUGAUUGGUCUCUCAGUUUUGCAGGCGUGUCAUACUCUUUCUUCUGAUUGGUCUCUCAGUUUUGCAGGCGUGUCAUACUCUUUCUUCUGAUUGGUCUCUCAGUUUUGCAGGCGUGUCAUACUCUUUGUUCUGAUUGGUCUCUCAGUUUCGCAGGCGUGUUUUUUGUUGUUGUUGAUGUGUUUUUGCCUCACUGCUGCGUCCGCGCUCGUACCCCUCCUGAGCCGUUUGAAGAGCAGUGGCCUGGCUGUGUGCUUCUCCUGCUGCAUCAUCACCCCACAGUGGGGGUGUGGCCUGGCUGUGUGCUUCUCCUGCUGCAUCAUCACCCCACAGUGGGGGUGUGGCCUGGCUGUGUGCUUCUCCUGCUGCAUCAUCACCCCACUCUGGGGGCGUGGCCUGGCUGUGUGCUUCUCCUGCUACAUCACCCCACAGUGGGGGCGUGGCCUGGCUGUGUGCUUCUCCUGCUACAUCAUCACCCCACUCUGGGGGUGUGGCCUGGCUGUGUGCUUCUCCUGCUACAUCAUCGCCCCACUCUGGAGGUGUGGCCUGGCUGUGUUAGAAUCCUUCAUUUGGGACGAUAACUGAAUAAAGACAUGGGACAAAAUGC